AUGUCCAUCUCCACUCCCCAUCUUAAUGGCCUCAUCAACGGCUACAGCGGCAGGCGUCUCCCCAUGUACUUGGCCGACCUCGAAGAAGGUGACUGGAACGGCAACUGGGACUUAGCCUCUGCCUGUGCUGAGGCUCGCUGGCAGGUGGAGCGCCAGCUCAACCCUGACGUGCCGGCGGACUGCUGCGCAGGCGCCAUCGUGUACCGUGGCUUGCACAUCCGCCUGAUUCCCGUCGUAAACGGCCAGGCGCUAGAGCCGUUCGAGUCCGAAGGCGCGGUAGAGUGGGUAUCAGAAAGUCAGGAAUUCGAGGACGCGUUUGAUACAUCUAUCGAUGCACUGGCUCAAGUUGAUUGA
Molecule: messenger RNA, 354 nt
Organism: Aspergillus welwitschiae
Lineage: Eukaryota; Fungi; Ascomycota; Eurotiomycetes; Eurotiales; Aspergillaceae
Exons: 1
Coding region: 1-354 (117 amino acids)
Source: RefSeq, a predicted model, not a curated record